Molecule: messenger RNA, 453 nt
Organism: Symbiodinium sp. CCMP2592
Lineage: Eukaryota; Dinophyceae; Suessiales; Symbiodiniaceae
Source: the annotation of a GenBank genome assembly
AUGGCGAGCAUGGAGCCAGCUGCUGCGGGGAAGGUGCGCAUCCCGUACCUGGACUUCGCCGAAGACUUUAUCAAAGUGAUUCAGAGCGGGGAGAAGAAGGCGACCACGAGGUGUCCUGGCCCCAAAGAUACCGACGUGACAAGCGAUCUGGAGGCGAUUAUGGUCCAGGGCUGGGCCUUGGCAGUCUGCCAGGCCAAAGCCUUUGCCUUAUUGGCGUUCGACCGCGUUGAGACACGAAAGUUCGCAGACGUCGAUGACGAGCUGGCUCAGAUUGAAGGCAUGACACAAGGAGCGGAGCUGCAGAGCGCGUUGCUCCGCUUCUACCCGGAUGUGUUGCCCGAAGACGAGGUGAUUCGAUUUCAGGGUUUGUUUCGAUACACAGGUGGCCUGACAAAGGGUAUGGGGCAUCGUUUUCAGUGCUUAAGCAUCCUGAUAUCUUCAGAUUGUCAGUAA